This is a messenger RNA of Myzus persicae (green peach aphid), 996 nucleotides long. RefSeq lists its product as uncharacterized. NCBI's taxonomy places the organism in Eukaryota, Metazoa, Arthropoda, Insecta, Hemiptera, Aphididae. The coding region runs from base 66 to 338 and encodes 90 amino acids. The record is from RefSeq and is a predicted model, not a curated record. The transcript has a single exon.
AUCAAAUUUGUGGACUGUUUUGUUAUUACUUGUUUUUUCCCAUUUUCUUUAAUAUUAUAAUUAUAAUGGCCAAUUUUGAGGAAAUGGCAAUGUUGUUUGCUGUUAAUAACGUCGAAGAACAUCAAAAUAAUUUCAAUAAUGCGCAUCAUGAAAGACAAACACGAAAUAAGGAAAUGAUUACGGAUCCAUUUAAAUUAACCGAUCGGUUAUUCAUAAAAAACUUUCGACUCACUAAAGAUGUUGUAAAAGAUUUAAUUAUCCUAUUAAGUCCCCAUUUAUCAAAUUCUUUCCGUUCAUCUGCGAUUGAUCUGAAUACUAAAGUAAGGCAUAGCCAUUGAUAGGGAACGGAUUUGAAUGCAAUUACAUUUUUUCUUUAUGUCCAAAAACAUUGCCAAACAUUCCAAGCACAAAGUUAAUUUCAUACAUCAAUGAAUUAAAAAAUGUAACUUAAAUCGUACUUUUAAGGUAUUUUUCUUGUUUUUUAGAGUAUUCAAAUCCAUAAGCAUGCGCAGAAUUUCUGGCAGGGUAGUCAUACAUAAGUAUACAUAAGUACAUAACACAUUAACACACACACACAUAUUAUGUAUAUAUAAUAUUCAUAUUCACACCUAAGUUACAAAAACUAAUUUUGAUGGGGUAACCUCAUUUAACUACAUUUACCAUAGUGAAACAGUAUUUUAUGAUUGACUAUCAAUUAUCAUAAUAAUAAUAUUGAAUAUUGAAGGGGGCCAAAGGAGUUCGCAGAGUAGUCAAGUGCCUACCAUGACUACCCCGUGCGCACGCUUAUGUUCAAAUCCAUUUCCUAGUCAUUAUAUUAUUAUAAUGGGAAUUUUAUUUAAUUUUUUUAUAUAGGUAAUUUUUUAUACUACCUACUAUACUGUAUAUUAUUAAUCAAUUAUGGUUUACCUAUUUUUAAUUUUCAUAUAUUUUUGUAACUUUAAAUUUUUUGGCUACGGGCUCUUACCAAUCGCCUAUUGGUAACAGUAGAUUUAUGGG